Pleuronectes platessa (European plaice) is the source of this 930-nucleotide messenger RNA. Its product is annotated as sialic acid-binding Ig-like lectin 14. The coding region runs from base 287 to 778 and encodes 163 amino acids. Lineage: Eukaryota; Metazoa; Chordata; Actinopteri; Pleuronectiformes; Pleuronectidae. The record is from RefSeq and is a predicted model, not a curated record. The transcript has 2 exons.
GAAAGGUAAAAUACAACAUUUAACUAAUGCUUGACUUAUAUAAUGUUCUGAAAUGUAAAGGUUUAUGUAACCAUCUUUGCCUCAUUCCUGGCUCUGCUGGUGAAGUGAAGGUGUGAGAUGUAAAUCGAUUCAGAGCAGCUGCUUGUUUUCCUAAAAGAGCGACUCAAGGAAAAUCCAAACGUGCAACAUCCUUUAUUAAGACGAUGAUUUCGAUGGUAGACUGUCCUCUGGUUCCGUUACUGUAUUUUCUGUGUCAGGUUCGUUGGAGGAAGAAGAAGAAGAAGAGAUGUUUGUUCUCAUCUGGGCGACUCUGCUUUUCUCUGUGAGAGUCAGUGAUGCUGAGACAGGUUCUUCAGUGUGGGGGAAACAAAGUUGUCCGUUGACAGAUUACUGUAUCACUCUAGUUGAAGGAGAAAUAACAGCGGAGGCCGGACUCUGUGUCGUGAUACCAUGCUCCUUCACUGUUCCUGAGGAUAUCAAAGUCUUACAUGUAAUUUGGUUGAAAUGUGAAUCGACUAAACAGAAAUUGGGUUAUGGAGACAUGAUUUUCCACAGUAACACCUUCAGCGAUCAGGUUCAGUCGGAGUUUGAAGGACGAGUGUCACUGCUGGAGUCUGAUGUGAGCCAGAAAAACUGCAGCAUCAUCGUCAAUGACCUGAAGGAGUCGGACUCUGGAACAUAUCAACUCAGAGUUAUCGCUUUACCGAAGGAAGGUUCAUAUAAUUUCCCCCAAAGAGCAACUGUCUCUGUUCAAGGUAUGAACCAUCCUGCUGUAUGACAUGUUUGGUGUAUUUGGGCCAUAGGCUGCAAAUAAACAUGAACAACACUUCUCCAUUUCCUUCCGUUGUACAAAAUACGUGUGAUGCCACGUUGCACUUUUGGUGUCAAAGUUUGCACAGUAGAGAUGUUGUGAUGUAGAGUGGUGUCAAA